UCAAAAGACAAAGCUUAUCUGUAUUUAUACCAUCAUUGAUUUUCUCACUAAUCUAAUCUAUUAGCUAUAUCAUGCGGCGUAAAUUCAAUCUCGUACCACGUUUCCUUUCGAGUCUUAAAUACAACCGAACCAUUCAAUGAAUAACACAACCAUUGAAUGCAGAAUAAAAAGAGAGAGAAAAAAAAAAAACUAUAGCGUUCGUGGAAAAUACGUGUGCAUCGUAGACGGCAUAGCGUGAAAGCUGAGGAUAGAGUUUUCACAAAUGAUCGUGCUCAGUGACGGUGAACAGAUAGAGGACAAAUAGGAGAAACAGAAGGGAGGAGCAGAAGGCCGGCCAAGUUUGCCAAUUUCGCGGUGCGAUUGAACCCGGCCGGAUGUGCUCGGCAAGACAUAAUUGUAUAAACUUGUUUCGCGAGAAAACUUCAUGCAGGUUGGUACAAUAUUCGUCGCACAAAUUUAGAACACAAUUUUCCACGUUGUAACAUUUCACAAUUAGUGCCACGCGUACACGGGGAUUGUCGGUAUUCACGUCGUCGAGGAAUCUUCGAGCCGGCGAUCAGGAGCGACACAUUGAUGCGACGGCGAUCGAUCCGUGGACCAAGUGACGAGGCACCGACGCGCCGCCAAGGAAAUCUCCACAGACAACACUUCCUUGGCAAAGUGACGCUCAAGGCGGUCACGGAUUUCUCGCUCCUGUCUAAAUUAAGGAAAUCCUCGGGAUGGAGCUAAGAACGGCGAAACUGUUACUCUACUCGACGCUAAUGGUGGUGGUGUGUUGGAGCCAGGAAUAUUGGACGGCUCAGUGUGCAUCCUCGUGCAAGUGCAGAUGGAUCUCCGGGAAGAAGGCGGCCGAGUGCAUCCGGCAGAAUCUCUCUCAGAUACCUGUCGGCCUGUCGCCCGAGAUCCAGAAUUUCGAUCUGACCGGGAAUCGCAUCACAUACCUGAUGCACGAGUCGUUCAGCCGGGUGCACCUGGUCAACCUUCAGAAGCUGGUGCUGCGAAAAUGCGAGAUCGAGUUGAUCCACACGGACGCGUUCAACGGGCUGAAGAUCGUGAUCGAGAUCGAUCUGUCGGCGAACAACAUCGGAACGUUGUACCCGGGCACGUUCGAGGAGACUCAACGGCUCAGGGUGUUGCUGUUGAACGACAACAAGCUGAAGGUGUUGGAGAACGGCCUGUUCCACAAUCUCAAGUAUCUGCAGAAGGUGGAGUUGUCGAACAACGAGCUUGAAAGGAUAGACGACAAGACGUUUCGCAAUUUGCCCGAGCUACGCUCCUUGACCCUGGACGCGAACAAUCUGAGCGCGUUGAAGGUGCAGAGCUUCGAGACGUUGCCCAAACUCGGCAGCCUCGAGCUCCACAACAAUCCGUGGAAUUGCAAUUGCCGUUUGAAGAGAUUUCGCGACUGGACGAUAGAAAAGAAACUGUACACGAAGCCUACCACUUGCCAGCAGCCGGAGAGUUUGGCAGGGAAGAUGUGGGACGAGAUCAGCAGCGACGAGUUCGCUUGUAGGCCGGAGAUAUUCACGAUCGGACCGUCCGUCAGGGUGGAGGUCGGCAAGGGGAACGUCACCUUUUGGUGCAGGGCCUCCGGGAUCCCGCGGCCGCAGCUAUCUUGGGUGCAUCGGUCGCGAGUAAUAAACAAUCACACGAGAAGGCACAACGGGGAGAAAAUCUACAUCCUGAAAUCUAACCACGAGUGGCUGAACCUCACGAUACCGGACGUAGCGCACUCGGACAAGGGCGAUUACGUCUGUUUGGCGAAAAGUCCGGGCGGAAAUACGGAGAAGAACGUGACCCUGACGAUCGCAGGCGACGCCCUAGGCGGCAAGGACAACAUAAUCAGUCUGCCCCUCGCCCUCGGCCUGGGCGUGACCGCGUUGCUGCUUCUGAUCGUCACCGUCACCCUUUGCGUGUGCUACUGCCGUCGCCGUCGUAUCAGGCACGACGAGAAGAGCCUAGAGGCCGCCUCGAUGGAGCACCACGGCCUAGGCGAGCAGGAGAAGUCCCUCAUCACGACCAUAAAUCCCGUGGUGAAGCCGCCCAGGCGUUACGAGGCGCCUUCGGUGACGUCGCACGGCACCGAGAUGACGGAGCUGAAUCGCACAUUGCUCGACAACGACUCGGUCUUCGCUGAUGGUAUCGGUGGCGGUGUCGGCAGCGGGGUGAUCGGCGGCGUCGGCGACGACGAGAGGGAAGAACGAGCGACGCCGGAGCUCGAGAGCGGGACAGGCACCUUAUGCCGCGGCGGAGGCGGAAGCUAUCGCCAGUAUCCGCCGGAUUUGUUGGCCUUCUCCGGGGGCCGGGGCGCAUCGCCGACUAGCCAGGCGUCCACGGCGCCGGACAACACGCGUCUUCCGAGUCAGCACGCGACGCCCGCCACGGCCGCGUUCGGCUCCCCCUCGAAUAACCAAUACCCGGCCGCGUUCAAGACAUUGCCGCACAACCGUAGCGUCACCCCGUACGGGAUCACGAGCUCGACGAUCGCGCCCGUGAUGCCCCGCCACGGCUACGUGACGAUACCCAGGAGGCCAAGGGCGCCCAGUUGGAGCAGCGGCCCCCCCACCUCGCCCACCGACGGAUUGGAGCCGGUUUACGACAAUCUGGGGCUAAGGACGACCGCGGACGGUAGUUCGGUGCUGUCGUUGAACAAGAGCCCCGAACCACUGUCCACGAUGAGGAACAGGCCCCUUCCCGGAACGCCGGGCUCCCAUUACGGCACCAUACAACGAAGCACCCCGAACAUAUUGACAAGCAGCCCGCUCGACAGAUCCGCGCCCGAGGGCGCGGCUGAAUGGCCGUCCAAGAUCGCCGACGAGUCGACGGACAGCACGAACCAACUUCUUGGACAACAGACGCAGCAGCAACAGCAACAGCAACAACAGCAGCAGCAGCAACAGUCGGGGAGUAGUAGCACGCUUAACAGGAAAGUGCCACCGAGACCACCGCCGAAACCCAAGAAGAAGUCGACCAACGGGCCUCUUUACGAGGAUGAGGGUGAGGACGGUACGGAAGUAUGAUCGAUGUACGUCGGCCGGCGAAGAUGAGGCCGCGAGGUGGUGGCCGUGGUGAGCACAAGGGACGCAUGACCGAAGCCACAAUAAACCGGUAGUGCCUUUCGAGAAACGAGUUGACGAUCCCCGCGGGGGGGAUGCCGGAGGAUCGUCGAUAAUAUAACGGUUGGAGCGCGUUCCGAGGUCCGGCCGGCAAAUGUGCUGACGAACGAGCGUGCGAGGGCUUCCAACGUCCGGCGACGAGAGGGAUCGUCGGUCUAGAUCCGCCGACUCGCCGGAAGAAACGCAGCGGCGAAACAUCUCGGGCGAGACGCCUUUUGCCGGUCGUUCUUUCUUUGCUCGUCGUGUUCCCUCUGUCUCUCUCUCUCUCUCUCUCUCUCCUCGUGUAUUCCUUUUAUUUAUUUUUUCGCACGCUUGUCACGGAAACAAUAUUACGUUACGUGUAUAUGUGGCUCGUGAGAUCGAUAUUUAAAACAAUUAUCCGGAAUUCUGGAUCGUUUCGGAUCAUUUUAGGGGAAUUUGUUUUCGAUUGAAACAAUCUCGGAUGGACGGUCGUGUUGAAGGUUCGUGUCUCGGUCUCUGGAUGUGAGGAGAGAAAUAGUGUAGAGAUCUUGUGCCGUUGGAUGAACAUUUAUCAUGUGUGUAAAAUACAACGUAACGAGAUAAUUAGCAUUAAGGAUAACGUUGAUAGACGUUCGUCUUAUUUAUUGACGUGCUUGUUGCAUGCCAAACGGAGGAGGAUCACACAUUCGAGCCACAUUCACAUCGUGUGAACGAUCCAUAUUAUUUUAUUACUAUGUCGAGACGAUCAUGCGAUUAAUACCUCUUAAUUUUUACUUCUCCUUUUAUUUCUCUUCUUCCCUUUUUUUUUUAUUUAAAUUUUGUACACCCGCCGACGUGCCUUCGUCAGGCAUUUUUACACGAUAUUUCGAAUUUAUUAGCGUUUAUUUUAUUAUCUCUCCAGGGGAGUGAAAAGCGAUGCUGGCUGCUAUUGUUAGAGUUUAAGAUUUAUACUCGUUUUUUUUUUCUAUAUAUAUAUAUAUUUUUUUCUUAAUUUUAUAUUACGCAUUGGUACUUGAGCGGAUAUCCGUUUUAACGAUAUGUAAAAUCAAGAGAGUAAAACAGAGAGACAGGAAACCACACGCGUAUGGUUUCGUAUUGUGUAAUAAGAUCAAUAAUGAUCGAAGAUGUUAAAAAGUGACUUGUUUGUAUAAUAACGCGUAAUGUAAAUCUUCCGACUGUAUUCGCUCUUAAAAUGAUAAAAAAUAUCGCUCGGAUAUUCCAAAAAUCUGAGCGUUUAAUCCCGAGAGUUAAGUCGGUAUAUAAUAAAUCGGUAUAAUUCGAUCGGUUCCAUAGAUUUUCGUCUCUUCGAUCCGUGAGCCACGAGCCAGCACCCUUAAUUUUGUCGCGGAUAUUUAUUAAAAGAUUACCGCGAUCGGAACUCGGGUAAUUUUAUCGCGUUGAAACCCUCUACAGUACUCAGAAAUAUUUUAAUAUUUGCGCGAGGCCGUAUUACUUCAUCUCCACAAAGAUGGAUCUCAGCAUUGACCGCGUUGGCGAAUCGCCGAAUACGUGUUGUAAAAAAAGGAUCAUCGUACGUCUUUGUACAUAAAAUUGUAUAUUAUACUACUUAAGAGAUUAGUCUGUCUUCUGAUCGUUCGAUUCGAAUACGCUUUUGCGGAAUCGUACGUAAAAAAAAAGCACACACAUACACACACACACACACAUACACACACAACGGUUUUGCACGAAAGAAACGUGUGGCGAUAACCUAGAGGCGAGGCACGUCUAUCUUCGAGUUAGGGAUCACAACAAAGUGAUAGACAUACAACCAACUUAGACCUUUUUAAUUGAUUAAAAGAAGAACGCUGUCGUAUACGCGAUGCCGUGAAAAUUGCGAAAUUCACGCGCGAUUCAAUUUAAAUUUACUCGUGUAGGAACUUGCUAAAAAAACCUAGUAGAGUUGUGUGGAAUCGUACUUUGUCCAAUUUCGGAACGGGAUCGAAAUGAUUUGGACAAGAUCGGCCGAGAUAAAUGUUGCAUUGAUCCCGAAUUUUCGGCCGAUCCAAAAAGAAAAAAGUAUAUACUGCCAUAUAUGCUUAUAUCCCGAACCAAUAUACACGAAUUUAAUCUGAUCCAGCUUUGACUCGAUCUCGAUCCCGUCGAAAUCCGAGAACUUCACAAGGAUUCCACAAACCUCUCGAACGAAGGGACAAGGCUACGCGUUCAAAGCGAUCGAUCGUGAAAUUUCUUUUCUCCCGUGAAACACGCGGCUCAAUCUUCCUUUUCAUCGAUCUUCGAUAACCACGAUUACGUUCCCCGCGUUUACGGGGGAAUUCUCGCGAUAGUUCCCGGCCCAUCGAUCUCCUACACGUCGAACGAAACCGGUUGACCGGUUGAAGGGAAAACAAUUUUAAACCGAUUCGGUUACCUUAACGGCCCCGCGAAUACGGGAUCGAAAAAGAGAUCUAGUUCUCUAGGACUAAACAUUUAUGAGCCGCGCGAACUUGUUAUACGCCUUCGAUACGGGUCUUUAUGUUGCGUUUUACACGCGACUUUAUCGACAAGGGAGGGAGGAUUCAAAGAUCGAUCGAUUCGCGCAACUUGUUGCGACGACCACCGAUUCCGAUGUGAUUAAUUCUCGGUCGGUUCAAGAGGAGGAGUAAUUUCCAACGAUUUUAUAUAAUAUUUCUAACAAACGGCUACUUAACUUUCUUUCGAUCACGAAACGUUGGACGCACAAAGGGACGCCACGAAACAUUUUAUUUCCUUUAUUUCUUUCGUGAAAUAUCCGUUUUUAAUUUCGAAGUUAAAAACGAACGGACGUUUAAUGCAUAAGGGAUUUUGCUUUUGAAUUUUUCAUUAUUGGAUUUUUCUUAUCCGAAAGCGAUCUCUUAAUUAUUUUAAGCAGCACAGUUUGCGCAGGAUAAUCUGAAUUUGCUCGUUAAAAGCACAGGAUAUGUCACGUAAUUGAAGGGAUUUGAACGUUCUGUUUGCUUGAAAAUAGGACAAAUGGAAGAGGAAAAGAGUUGAGUGGUAUAAAUUUUAUCCUGCCUUUUACUACGAAAAGGGUAUACGUGUUCUUUUUUUUUUCUUUUUUUCUUUUUUUUCUUUUUUGAGCGCGGAUAAAAAUAAUACUUUUUCAAAAUAUUUCAAAAAUUACAAACUUUUCUAUAACCGUUAUAUAACGAUCGAAGACUGGACGUAAAAAUAGGCUGCCUAAGAGAUUAAUUUUAAGGGAACAAUCUAUUAAAAUUUUUUAUUUUAAUAAUUUAAAGUUUUAUUGAUUAACGAAAAGAAGAAAAAAAAGGGAGAAAAACAUAAACAUUAUCACACCUCUUUUUUAUUGUUUUAUCUAUUUUCAACCAAAUGGAAAUAACAGAUUUCUUAUAUCUAUUUUGAAAUAAGGAAUCUUUCCAUAAGAUAAGAGCUAUAUAUACUGACAUCGAUUUAUAAAUUUCGAUGGACAGAUCCAUGUUGGUGGAUGAAAUAUCUUCCCCGAAAAUUGCAACGCACCUAAACAGUAUUACGAAAUAAAUCUCGGGAGGACGAUGACGCGCGAUGUCGAUGGGACAGCGCGGAGAAAAUCACGGCGCGAUCGUGUAACUUCGUUUCCUCAGCUACAUUCCGACAAAUAAUCGAUCGUUUCGCGAAAAAAUACAAAAAUACAAAAUAAAAAAAGGGCAUAAAAUUAAAAUUAAAAUAAAAAAAAAAGAAAAGAAAUAGGUGCCAAUGUACAGUUAUCUCCUAGGUAAUCGUUUUGGAAGCAACAGUUUAAGAGACGAAUAAUUCUUUUUUUUACAAGAUUUAACGGAGAAUAAACGUGCGUACACCUAAAUAUUAUCACGGAAUAGUAAAUUCACCGUAGAUAAUUAAUCGAAGAAGAGAUCCAUCUAAUCUCUAUUCCUUGUAAUUUCAAAUUAUUUUUACUGUCUCGAAAUCAUCAAGUUAUCUACUAUCAAGAAUCGAUGAAAUCUAAUUUUACAUAACAAUUUUCACAAAUCUCACUCUACUUUAUAUUAAAAUUAAAAAUUCGUUGAAACUUCGCAGAUCUGUCACGCAAAAAAUUCGAAGAUUUCUUCUAGACGAGUUUGAAGAUCUAACUUUUUCUAGUAAUAAAGGGAUACGUACGAAAGAAACGUAGGAAAUUUCAUUCCCAAAAUCCUCGAUUCGCACAAAGAAAGCCUCGUAUCGCCGGAAACGAGGUUACACGAAUAUCGCCGUGAUAUAUUUUAAGCGGCCUAGCAGAGUCGCGGUUCGUCCGAUCCAAUCGUUCUGCCGCGCCCUGUAAAUACACACACACAUGCGCACACACACACAAACACACACGGACCUUAAUUGCACGCUAAUUCACGACGAAUUGUUUAUAAUUGUAAAUGUGGGCACGUUCGGAACAAGCGCGGCAGCGACGAUCGGUUGGUACGGCGCCACGAGUAUAUUUUUGUAAUUUUGUAUUUUGACGUAUGUUCUCCGUAUAUCGCUUCGGCGCCCACGAUUAUCGCGCCGGGGAAGAUACUUUCGUCUCACGUUUCCAAGGAAUUAAAUCCAGGAUCCGUCACGUUUCGGGGAACCAGAAAGAGAACGAGCGGUGAAAUAUAAGCGGGGCGGUCGUCGGAUUUCUCCACGAUUUCUCCACGCCGUCAUCUCCUCACCUCGUCGUUUAAUUUCCCUCCCCCUCCUCCUUCGUAUAUGCACGUUCUCGAUUCAACUCGACGUCGAGAUCGGGCGACUCGAUCUGAAUGAAAAAGAUUUCGUCAAGGAUUGUUUCUCAUUUUCCUUUUAUCAUUUAAUCAGAAACCGUUUAAUAAUAAUAAUAAUAAUAUCCUAUCCGAUAAAUCCACUUUUAAUAUAACCAAGUUAAGGAAAAUAAAAUUCAAAAUAUCAUCAUGUACAUUAUUUAUAAAAAGAUUUGUUCUUUCGGAAAUGAUAAAUCUUGAUAAAACGUAAUCCUUUAAUCUUUCACAGACGUUUAUUUACGCGUUUAUUAAACGAUAAAAAAAAUAAAAACUCGUCCACUCGAAGAUAAAAUUAAGCGGAAACAAAACACCUUUACCCAUUGUUGAUUUGUUUCGAACCACUUCCAAUCCUCCAAUCGCCUCCCCGUCUCUCCCCAUCCAAGUAACUCGUGUAUACGCGAAAAUAGAACGUGCAUCGUACGAUCCCCUCAAUUAUAUGUAUGCGAUGGGGGAGGAGGAAGAAGAUCGACCCCUCUCUCCCCCAUACGUACUAUUAGCCGUGGCGUGUUUACCAGGGAUGCGCAUGACGAGGCAGCGUCACUCGCCGCGCGCAAUUAUUAUAUGCCGAGGAUACUUUGUGCGCGCAGUUAGGCUGUUCGCAUUAAUGAGCGAAACCCCCUUUGAUGGAAACUUGCCGCAAUAACACGGUUUACGCGUCACCCUGCUCCUCCACCCACAUCCCCUUCGAGACGAUCCCUUCGCCCUCCUCGGAUAGUUUUUUUUUUUUUCCCCCCUCUCUCUUUCUCCAAUCGAUAGAGAGCAUCUGUGCGGCAACUCUCGAUGCAACUCUCGUCUAUCUCUCCAACAACGACUCUGCGUAUCUACUGUGCCAGGUAUAUAUCCGCUUGAAGUCAUUGCAACCGGGACUUAAAGGGGAAUUAAAACUUAAGGGAGGGGAAAUGCGAGUACGGGGGAUGGGGGAUGCGAAAAAAGGGAUGGUGUCUAAAGCCCGUGUAAUUGCGAUCUCGGUGUAUUUUUAAUGAGGCGCGCGCGAGAUUUUUCGCUCGUUCGAAGGAAACGAGAAACGAUCCCGCGGGAUGAAAAGACGGGACAGGACGUUAACGGAGAUGAAAGGACGACGAAAGGUACCUGCAACCGCUUAUCACUUGGCUUUUCUCGUUCAAUUAUGGAAUUAUCUAUGGGGGGAGGGAAUUCGCGCAACGAACCCUCUGUUUCUCGUGUACCACAGUCGAUUAGACGAGAGAGUUAGUUAGUUAGUUUACGUUUUUUAAUUGGCAGAUAAAGUUUGCACGAUGUGGAAAUAUUAGGAGCAAUCGAUUCGAUCGAUUGUGUAUAUUGGUUCAGCUCGACGAUCAUCAUCCCGUGGGAAGAAAGGGUGAACAAGAGCAUUAAUGUGGUGAUUGGUUUAGAAGUUGACUGUACCCGCGAUCUUUGUCUAAAAAAAACGGGUAUUUAGUGGAAGUGAAUUUCUAUGGGCACAAUUGUAGUAUCGUUUUCCGAUGAAUGUAGAUCCGAUUUCCAUGAUUUUUUUUUUUUUUUUAGUAAUUUAUAGGCACAUUUUGUCAAAUUUUGACAAAGUUUUUCCCUAUUCGUCUUGUAAUUGUCGAUACUCUUGACAAAUUUUGAUACACUUUGAGGGGGAAAGAUGAUCUAUUUUGUUGUAUUAUACAUUAAUCGAUCGUUUCUUUCGUAAAAAUCGACCAGUUCUAUUCCCCGUCUCAUGCUGCCGGAAGAAACUUUUAUUAAUAAGAAAUAUCGUUAUUGGAUUAUUUUGUUACUGCGUAGAUAUACUUAAGAAAUCUCGUAGCUUUUUGAUCCACCUCAUUUUCGAAGCUCCGCAAUAACGUUGUUAUUGUCUCCAUUUAUCUAAAAAAGAAAAGAAAAAAAAAAAUUAAAUCGAUUUUUAAUCAACGAUUGCGAAUAAUCUUCGUUUCUGUCAUCGAAGUAUUAAAUUCUUGAUCUGCAAUCGUAAAGAUGCAGAUCACGAGUAUACCGUCCGACAUUUACAAAUCCGACCAUACUUGGAGAUUAGAUGCAUAAUUAAUUUGAUAAAAAAUUUAAUUUCACGAGGGGGUAGGAGAAAGCAUCUGAAUGGGAAUGACUGGAUCAAAAAUAUUAUUAGAUAUUUCUCGAGACAAUUUCAAAUCGAUCGUUUUUUAUCGAAAAGAUUUUUAUAAUUUUUAUAAUAUUUAUCUGCUAUAAAAUAAAAACAAAAGAUAAUUUCGAUUAUAAUAAUUUCUUUGAUUUUGAAAAUACGAUAAAAAUGUAAUAAAAUUAAUCGCAUAAUAUAGAGACAAAUGUAAUAGUGUUUUUUUUUUUAAAGAUUGAUAGAUUAUUAUAUUACGGCACAUUUAAAUAACAAAUUCGACAGUACAAAUAAAUUUAGUUAAUUGUGAGGGAAAUUUAAAUAUCUCGCUAGAUUUAUUCCAGAAAUAAUGUAUUCGUUCGAGAAGCAUUCGCAAGAUAAAUGAAAAACAUGUUGAAUUCAUUCCAAAAAAGAACGAUAAAUAAUCUUCCUAAUUAUGCUAUUUCUGUUUUGAAAUGUAUUUUUUUAAACGUAUUCUUAAACGGUUCUUUCAAACGUAAUUGAAACACUUCAUUAAAGCGAAAAAGUUCGUAACAAUUAAUUAAUUCUCGGAAAUGAGAUGUAAAACGUUGAUCUGAUAUGGUCGAGUAUAUAAAAAUUAGCAGAAAUUAUACAUUGGUACAAUAAAAAUAUUAAUUUUCUCCUGAAAUUAAAGACCGUGAAAAAUAGAAGAAGAAAAAACGUGAACUUUUAAAUCUAAUUUUCGAGCACACAAAUUACCGUAUGGUAACGAUAUAUAUUAACGAUUAUAUUAUCGUGUGAAUCAUCUAGAUUUAAGUGUACCAUAUUGCGUGUCAUAUGUUUAAAUAUCGUUCGUUUGUAUUGUACUGUAAAUCGCGUGAAAUUAUAUAUUGCAUUAUAUUGCAUUUAUUUACUCAUCGAUCUAUCGUAAUCAUUCUUCGAAGACUGACACUUUUGAAAUUGAGAAAAUUUGUGUAAUUUCAUUUUAGCUUUAGUUCUAUAGAUUUCUCGAUAAGGAAUUGCGUUCGUAACAACAUAAAAGGAUUCAUAAUGACGAGGUGAAGAAUGAUCUAUAAAUUUCUUUAAUAUAAUUGAACUUUGAAGAUAUCAAAAGUAUACUACGAUUAUAAAUAAAUGAUCCACGUUUUCGAAGAAAACGUGUAAACGCUUCUAAAGGGGAAGAUUUCGUCAGAAAGUGUUAAAGAUUUUGUUGUGAACCAGCAUUGUUGAUAUUAAAAAAAAAUAUAAAAAUUUAGAAAGUUUUCCUUAUAAAAUAUUUCUUUUGACUGUGGGAACAUAGAUCAUGCCAUUUCUGUAUGAAAAAAAUAUAUGUAUAUCGAUAAAGAUAUGGAAGGAGCUUAACAAAAGAGACAAAAGAUAUACAAUAGGUUUUUCCUAUUCGUGGACAAUGCUGGUACAAGUGCAAGAUCAAUUGAUUACUCAAGAUUACUUUCCAGAGUUUUCGAAAAUAUUUGUGACAUAAAGUAUGAAGCGUAGAUUAGAACUUUAUGUCCUUUAAAAGUGGAACAAAGAAAUACGAAAUAGUAUAAAUAAUAUAUUAGAUAUUACUGGUAAAUAAUCUUGAGUGAUCAAUUUGAUUUUGAAAAAAUUAUAUUGCGAAUAGUUCUAAAUAAAAAAUAAUAAUAAUAAUAAUAAUAAUAUUGUGCUUUCUCGAUUGAUCGCUGAAGUCGUGUCCUAAUCAUCGUUGAAACUGCCUAACUCAUUCCAUCGCCACUUGUUUAAAAAAAA
Molecule: messenger RNA, 11507 nt
Organism: Apis mellifera (honey bee)
Lineage: Eukaryota; Metazoa; Arthropoda; Insecta; Hymenoptera; Apidae
Gene: kek5
Product: leucine-rich repeat-containing protein 24
Exons: 8
Coding region: 720-3020 (766 amino acids)
Molecular function (GO): protein binding
Source: RefSeq, a predicted model, not a curated record